CGUUAAAGCUUCAAGCACAGUAUUAAAAAAUAAAAAAAAUUAAUUUAAAAAUAAAAAUUGAAAAAAUUUUAAUCUCCAAGGAAGAUGACUCGUUUUGCUGUUUACGUUUUACUUAGCACCCAUCUUUUCUUAGGCGUUUUGAGCAAUACCAACUACUGUGACAUAUGCAAUGACCACAUAGCUUGCAAUAAUAAUGGAGAAAAAGCUGCUGAUUGUGCUUCAGAUGCAGCACUGGUUAACAUAACACCUGAACUCAAAAAUCUACUCCUCGAUGCACACAAUAGCAAACGUAAUUCCGUGGCUGGUGGUAAUGUAGAAAAUCACAGUCCAGCAUGUCGUAUGGCUACUAUGCAGUGGAACGAUGAGUUGUCCUCACUUGCUGCCUUAAAUGUGAAACAGUGUGUCAUGAAACAUGACUCGUGCCACAAUACAGUGGCUUUCAAAUAUUCUGGGCAAAACUUAGCUUAUAUUGGCUUUUGGAAUGAACCAAAUUACCAAACCUUAUCAACAAGAGCAGUGGACUUAUGGUUCGGGGAAUACAAAGACAGUAAUAUGAAAUAUAUACAAAAAUUUCCUUCAGAUAAUUCAAUUCUGUUUAAAAUUGGCCAUUUUACAGUUAUGGUGGCGGAUAGAAAUACUCACGUGGGAUGUGCAGCUUUGACUUAUUCAAAACCUAAUUCAUAUAAAGUUUUUCUGAUUGCUUGUAAUUAUGCAACUACAAAUAUCGUUGAUUUUCCAAUUUAUGGUGAUUGUCCUACUGCCGGUACUGGUUGCGUUACAGGUACUAAUCCGUCGUACCCAAAUUUAUGCAGUCUUUCUGAACAGUACAAUGUUAAUAAAUUUUAUUAAGAUGAAUUCUUUAAGCACAAAUCUGAUAAUAAUGAAAUAUGAAAAAAUUA
This is a messenger RNA of Teleopsis dalmanni, 899 nucleotides long. RefSeq names its product antigen 5 like allergen Cul n 1-like. The coding region runs from base 85 to 849 and encodes 254 amino acids. The transcript is spliced from 3 exons. The record is from RefSeq and is a predicted model, not a curated record. NCBI's taxonomy places the organism in Eukaryota, Metazoa, Arthropoda, Insecta, Diptera, Diopsidae.